Xenopus tropicalis (tropical clawed frog) is the source of this 2064-nucleotide messenger RNA. RefSeq lists its product as uncharacterized. The record is from RefSeq and is a predicted model, not a curated record. The coding region runs from base 125 to 1603 and encodes 492 amino acids. The transcript has a single exon. NCBI's taxonomy places the organism in Eukaryota, Metazoa, Chordata, Amphibia, Anura, Pipidae.
UCAUCCUGUGAUACCAACCGUUUGCUCUUUGGGUCCUGCCCUAUGUCUGGGAACUCACGGCCCUGAGGUUGUGACAUAAUUUGGUGGCAGCGGUGGGAUAGGAUCCCAGGACCCAAAAGGCACCAUGAGCACCCCACCUGGAUUCUACGCUGACCCAUUGGAUCUCUUCGCUUGCAUGGAUUACUCCUGGACUCCAGAGAUCCCUACUGAUCCCAGAGAGAGGACCCUGUUCUGGCUGAGAUGUGAGUCACUGGGACUAUCUGGGGAUGAGGGUCUGGCAUAUGGAGUAGGGCAGUUAGUGGCAGGAGAGGCAGACCUGGAGGAUGGGUACUAUGUUCUGCAGCGCACCAUGCACCAACCAGGUGGGAGAUAUUGGCACAGUCCCUAUACAGUGCUCCCGCUUCCCUGUAGCUUGGCGGAAUGGCACGGCCAAUGGGAGAGGCUGAAUUUCUGUGACUAUAGCACCUUUGUGGGUAACCCAGAGGGGGAAUUCCAUACCCUCUAUGCACAGCGCUUCUUUUAUAUAGGAAUGAAUGAUACAGAGGAACGGAGGGACUGGCUUGCUGACCUGGUGUAUCAGGAACUGGAAUUGAUAAAAGAGUAUGGAAGUAUCCAGGAAUUGGAAAACCAACGCAAGGAAGCACUGAGGGUAUGUGCACCAUCUUUUUGUGGUUUUCAGCAGGCACAGCCAUGUCUUGGUACUGUAGGUCCAAAAGACUUUCACUUACACCCCAGUACAGUCAGUGCCGGGGUGGGGGAGGAACAAAAAGCUUCCCAAACAACUUUAUUUUGGUCCCCAAGGGAAAUCCCUGUUUGUGAGGAGUUCAGUGGUUGUGUUACCCCUGAGCUGGCAGAACCGGAGAGUGGGUGCUGCCACUUUAAAGGCUUGGCAGAGGCUGAGGCCUCCCCAAGUGAAAUCCCUGUUUGUGAGGAGUUCAGGGAUUGCGUUGCCCCUGGGCUGGCAGAACCGGAGAGUGGGUGCUGCCACUUUAAAGGCUUGGCAGAGGCUGAGGCCUCCCCAAGUGAAAUCCCAGUCUGUAUGGAGUCCAGUGGUUGUGUUACCCCUGGGCUGGCAGAACCGGAGAGUGGGUGCUGCCACUUUAAAGGCUUGGCAGAGGCUGAGGCCUCCCCGAGUGAAAACCCUAAUUGUGUGGAGCCUGGAGCUGCUCAGUUUGAAAAAAGCUCCAAGGAGGGAAGAGAUGAGGAUUCCCCACUACCUGAGUUGUUGCUGGCUGGAGAGGACCAGGAACAGGACCAAGAGGAAAGCAUUGCUCAGGAUUCCCCAAUGUCUAUCAGAGCAGUCAGUUCUGGGAAUGGAGUAAGGGGCACCCGAAAAGCACAACGUGUAACCAGGGCAGUUGUUCCGGAAACCCCCUCUGGCAGACAACAAGGCCAGAGAAUUACCCCACAGAGAAAUAAAACACUGGUGAGUCCCCGUGCUGUCCCUACAAUAUCUCCCAGAUGGAGGGGUCCCCCAUUGUGUAAUGUUACAGGGACCGGGGCCUUGAGAGAGGUUGGGUGGAACUUAGAAUUAAAGAAAAGACAGGGGGAUAAACAUUUGUCUAAUACUCUUUGGGGUCCACUGGUCAUUGGGGUCACUUGAAGAUGAGUCACCUUGGCCUGACUGCUUGGGGGGGGAAUACAGACUGUACCACCUGGGAUUGUUCCCUUCUCCCUGGAAGGCCCCUUUAUUGUCCCGGAGGCCAGAACUGUGACAUUACAGGGUUGCCCAUAUGGAGGAGAGAGGGUUAAUGACGGCCGCCCUGAAAUAUCCCUCUUAGAUCCUGUGGGUUCUGUUUACACCCCAUCUUUUUAUUCCUGUUUUGCCAAUAUGCCCCCCCCCCCCCCCAAGGAACUAAAGACUUUUGCUAAGUGACUUUGGGAAACUGCACCAACUGCUGCCCCCUACUGUGUGUAAGGGGCCCAGCCACUAAGGGCUGUCUGGGAGGGGGAGAGAAUACAGUAACUCUGGGACAGAUACAAAUUAGGACUCUAAAGUAACAUUUUUCUUUCUUAUUAUGGAUAUUUUGCCUUAUGGGAAUUGGCUAGUGAGGCUGCUGGGAA